AGUUAUCAUUACCGGAUAAAUUGGGCCCUCUUUGGAUUUUUAUCUUAUACCGGGUUUCCUUUCCGCCCCCUCUUCCUUUAUACGAGGCUAUCAAACCGUAACCUUCUUUCUGUAUCGUGUUCUUUAUAAUCCUUUGAAAAUUAUAUAGAAACCCUGCUUGUAUUGAUUUUUCUAUCGAGAAUUUAGUAGUCUUGGCCGAAUAUCAGAUCCCCUGGAGUCCUUCGAGAAUUUGUAUUUUAAGUUGAAUUAUACGCAAUAGGAGUUAUCAUCAAUUGGCAAUCCCUUUAUUCUGAGUAACUGUAUUUAAAUUACCAAGAUAAAAUUUACGUUUCGGACAUCCGAUUGAUAAAAUUAUACGCAUCACUCGACAUCUGGUGCUUUUGAUUGAUCUCGGCAUACAAAGCAAUGGUAGGGGGUGGAAGCAGAAGAGACGAAGGGUCGUUGAUGAUUAACAACACGAAUGUUUUUGCUGCACUUGAUGCCCUCAAGAAGAAGAAGAAAUCCGAUAAGGAGCGCAAGAGCAAGGGUUCUAAAUCAGAGGCUCAGUCGAAGGAGCCUGAAUCCCAGGUGUUUUGGGCUCCCACUCCCUUAAAUGCUAAAUCUUGGGCGGACGUUGACGACGAUGACGAUGAGGACUAUUUUGCGACCACUGCCCCGCCUCAGGCUGUCUGGGGCGGUUCCGAGCCGGAGCAGAGUAAGGAGAAGCCGAGUUAUGUAGAGGAUAGUGAGAGUGAGGAAGAUAUUUUAGAUGAAGGAGAUGAUGAUGUUGAGGAAGAGCAUGAUCAUGAACCUGAGCUCUCCAUAAAACCUGAGCAUGAGGUUAAGAGGCCUGCUGAAGUCUCUGCGGCACCAAAAGAGGCAGAACGACAGCUCUCUAAAAAAGAAAGGAAGAAGAAAGAACUUGCAGAACUUGAGGCUCUUUUGGCUGAUUUUGGUGUUACACAGAAGGAGAGUAAUGGUCAAGAUGAGUCUCGAGGUGCACCUCAGGAUAAGAAAGAUGCUGAGGCUGAUGGAGAGAAGAAAGAAAAUAUUACCGUGGAGUCCAAAAGUGCCAAGAAGAAGAAAAAGAAGGUGAGAGAAUCGCAGGAUCAGCCCAACGCUACAGAUACAAUGAAUGUUGGUGAUGAGGUUGCUGCUUCAGAAAAUGUGGACGAGGAUACGUCCUCUGUUGAUGUUAAAGAGCGCCUUAAGAAAGUUGCUUCGAUUAAGAAGAAGAAAUCAAGUAAAGAAAUGGACGCUGCAGCAAGGGCUGCUGCUCAAGAGGCUGCUGCGAGAAGUGCUAGGCUUGCGGCAGCAAAGAAAAAAGAGAAGAACCAUUAUAACCAGCAACCUGUGCGGUAAAAGUAUCUGUUCCCCCCCCCCCCCCGGGGCGGGGCCAUCAGUAAAAGUGUCUGCUCUGUUUAGGAAUAUGUAUUACUUGUUUAUAACUUUGAUGGUGCAGAAUAAACAGUUGUCUUAUGACGUUGUAUCGUCACGGACUUGAGAUUUUUUUUUCCCUUUUUGUUCUUUAGCUUAAAUUUUCAUUCUCUCUCCCGAAGAGCUUAGCUGUUGCUCAAUUGUUGCGGACGUGUCUUCUUGCAACAGAUAACUUUAGAUUUUAGUAGUGUAAUGGUAAACGAACAUUACAUCUUUGCAUUGUUCUUCUGUCCUUGGGCGGAUCAUAUAGUUGAACUGGAGAAAUAAUUUUUAAUUUACAAUC
This is a messenger RNA of Neltuma alba, 1699 nucleotides long. Its product is annotated as DNA ligase 1-like. The transcript has 3 exons. The coding region runs from base 406 to 1341 and encodes 311 amino acids. The record is from RefSeq and is a predicted model, not a curated record. NCBI's taxonomy places the organism in Eukaryota, Viridiplantae, Streptophyta, Magnoliopsida, Fabales, Fabaceae.